CACAUCUGCCCUCUGAGCCACUGAAGUCUUGCUGUGCUUAAGAUCUAUACACUACUCAUAUUGGAGGAGCCACUCUGAAAGACUGCCAACCAUCAAUUAUCGCAUACACACACCUACCUGCCUUGAGAGCACAACACCCUCGAAGAGAAAGCCACAAUGACGGAUACCAUGCCUCUCCCUUCCACAACAACACAACUUCCGCGGAACGACUCCUUCUCCGCCGACGAUAUUAGCAAGGCAUUCCAGGCUUCGGCGGCCAAACCACGCAACAACCUCUCAUUACGCAUCGUGCAGCAAGACGAGACCCUCGUUCCGCCACCGUCACCACACCACUCAAGACCCUCGACAAGACGGUCGUCCUUCUGCGGGCGCCCAGACAUGAGGAGUUGACGAGCGAAAGCCACUGGGUGAGCGUGCUCUGAGCGAGCAUGUCUCUGUAUUCGUUUACGAGCAGUCGGUGUUGGUAGGCGUUUACGGUCGGGUAGGGAAUAAUAUUACAGGUCUUAGUCGGCACCAGUAAUGCACUUGAGCUUCGGGAGUUGAGACGGCGUAUCUUUGUCCUAUUGGCCAUGGGUGAAGGCGCUCCUGAUUGGCAAUGACUGUUAUAAUGCAGACUUCUGAGGCCGGUGAUUAUGGGGACGGGAUGGCGUAGGAAGCACUUUCAGCACCUCAGACAUAUGCAGACGUUCUGAACGUUGCGCUCUGCCAGGAAGGGUGAAGCAAUCGAUUGCGGAAGGUGCAGCUUCAGCUUCUAAACGAGGUUGCGGAAUCGCACGAGAAAC
Baudoinia panamericana UAMH 10762 is the source of this 782-nucleotide messenger RNA. RefSeq lists its product as uncharacterized. The record is from RefSeq and is a predicted model, not a curated record. The transcript has a single exon. Lineage: Eukaryota; Fungi; Ascomycota; Dothideomycetes; Mycosphaerellales; Teratosphaeriaceae. Bases 157 to 390 code for a protein of 77 amino acids.